AUGAGGAAGCUUUGUCCGAAUUUGGACAGGGAAGAUGGGCUAGAGACGGUGUUAGAGGUUCCGGUGCCGGAAGAAAUGUUUACGAAGAUGGGAAGCAACGCUACGGGACGGUGGAGGAAUAUGCACACUCUCAUGAAGGCACACGCCGUCGUGACCGCAGUCGCUGCUGACGUCAGAACGCCCGCAUCUUCAUCGUCGAUGAGUAAUGUCAAUAUGCAUUUGCAGUCAAAAUCAGACAACGAGUUUGUGGCGUUGUUGAAGAUCGUGGGAAGCCCUCUUAUUCCUUUUCACGUCCCUCUUGAGUUCUGUCUCUCCCGACCCAUCAAUGACACUUCCAUCGAGGCAUCGACGGCUAAGUACAUAGUACAGCAAUACGUGGCGGCGUGUGGAGGACCAGCCGCUUUAAACGCGGUAAAGAGCAUGUACGCGGUGGGGCAAGUGAGAAUGCAAGGCUCCGAGAUGGUUGCUGGUGAGGACGAAGGAACAACGACUACGCCAGUACGGCUAGGAAAAGGCAAUUUCGAGGUCGGAGGUUUUGUCUUAUGGCAGAAGAAUCCAAACCUUUGGUUCUUGGAGCUGGUUGUUUCCGGUUUCAAGAUCAGCGCCGGUAGUGACGGCAAGGUUGCUUGGAACCAAUCAUCAACCCAACCUUCUCAGGCCCACCGUGGCCCUCCUCGCCCUCUCCGCCGGUUUUUUCAGGGACUAGACCCAAGGUGCACGGCGAGUCUAUUCCUAGACGCCGUAUGCAUCGGCGAACAGAGCGUUAACGGCGAUGACUGUUUCGUCCUAAAGCUGGAGACUCCGGCAGAUAUUCUCAAGGCGCAGUGUUCGCCGAACACGGAGGUGAUCCACCACACGGUGUGGGGAUACUUCAGCCAACGGACGGGACUACUCGUCAAGUUCGGCGACACAAAGCUCGUUCGAGUCAAAUCAGUUAGAGGCAAAAGCGACGGCGUUUUCUGGGAGACAAGCAUGGAGUCAACCAUCGACGAUUACAAUUUCGUUGACUCUGUCAACAUCGCACACGGCGGUCGAACGUUGACAACGCUGUAUCGCUACGGCGGUGCGGUUAAUCACCGGAGACGAAUCGAGGAGAAAUGGCGAAUCGAGGAAGUCGAUUUUAAUAUCUGUGGACUGUGUUUGGAGAGCUUUUUGCCACCGUCGGAUAUCAACAAUGAUCACUAG
Molecule: messenger RNA, 1185 nt
Organism: Microthlaspi erraticum
Lineage: Eukaryota; Viridiplantae; Streptophyta; Magnoliopsida; Brassicales; Brassicaceae
Source: the annotation of a GenBank genome assembly